This is a messenger RNA of Aspergillus alliaceus, 1611 nucleotides long. Its product is annotated as protein phosphatase regulator REG1. The record is from RefSeq and is a predicted model, not a curated record. The transcript has 2 exons. Bases 1 to 1611 code for a protein of 536 amino acids. Lineage: Eukaryota; Fungi; Ascomycota; Eurotiomycetes; Eurotiales; Aspergillaceae. Gene Ontology annotation, biological process: cellular response to glucose starvation; protein catabolic process in the vacuole.
AUGGCCACCGUGCUUCCCGCUUCGCAGGAGAGGCAUACGCGACUUGCCUCCGAUCCUCUACGGUGUUCCAUCGCCCAGAGAUACUUCCUAGAAGACUCAGAGGUGGCUACUGCCAAAUCUUCUACCCAUGACUAUUCCCCAAGAUCUUGUCCUAGUCCAGUUGUAUCCUCUACACUUUCUUCGUUCCCCCCUUCUCCCGACUUCGCCCAGACUGCUACCGGUCAUCUGCUUCCUACCCCCGCAACCCUUAGCAAUCUAUCAUUCUGUGUACGUGAUGGACAGGACGAGGAUGAGAUUCUACUACCCUCAUAUGACGCCGGUCCAGGCGCUUCAAAGCUCCCCGAAGCCCCCAGCGAGACAUCGACUGAGUCAUCAACGGAUAUGCAACAUGUGAACUUACCGAGGCCAGCUGAUGACAGUUUAAUUGAGGAGGAGCCGUCGAGACACGUUGAUUACCUUUCUCAUGAAUGGAAGGAGGAGGAUAUUUGGGCCUCUUGGCGUUAUGUAAUUACCCGAAGGGAAAUAUACGAGCACGGCGUGAGGUUGGAGAAUGCUUCGUGGAGGACUUGGACAAAGUUGAAGCUCAACCUGGGAACAGUAUCGCCGGAAACCCUCAACUGGUUGAAGGACUAUGACGUGACUUGGCUAUACGGCCCGUUAAAAUCGUGCAACAGGCGCAAGAAUGUCUCCAACGCGUCACCGCCCCCGAGUCGCCUCGAAACGCCUAUAGAAAGGAAGCCGAUCUUGAAAAAGAGGACCGCUUCGGAAACUAUACUGCAGCGUUCCUUGUCGCAGCACACCCUCCUACAGCAUGCAGGUGCCAUUUUGAAGGCACAGGAAGCGGAGGUCAACCGUAGUCGGCCAUCCUUCUACCGUUACCCGUCCAAGUUGGGACAGACAUUCAGUCAAUCUUCCGAAGGGUAUUCGCAAGUUUCACCCAGUGCUACGCCGACCAAUGGAUCUUCUGGAACAGGAUCCCCCUCUGAAAAGCGCCAUAUACAUUUCAAUAACGAGGUAGUGCAGUGUAUCGCAGUCGAGGCAAAAGAUGACGAGGAUGACGAUUGGCCGCCAACAAUGCAGGAUGACUCGUCUUCGGAAGAUGGCAUUGUCAUGAUGAGACAAGGCUCUUGGCCGGCAUCAACCAGCGACCGGAGCACAACUCCUCGAAGCAGCUUUAGUAGUGACAAUAAGACAAUUGCUCCCCUACCGUCCACCACUCUUAAAUACCGGGGGGAUACCCCAGAGCCGCCCGCAGAUUCAAUACUUAAUCGAUGGUCCGGCUACUUCUCGUCAUACAGCUCUUCUCCCUCUGUUGAGACAACUCAUACCUCCGAUCCGGCGGCGAAUUUCUUUCUGGACGGAGCGGAUAAUGAUCUAGAUUUCAAUUGGGAACCGACGCAAAGAGAACACGAUGUGGAAAAUCGAAGUCGACCGUGGUUUGUCAAUCCUGAAGAUGAUGCUGAACUUGACCGACAUUACCUUUCAUCUUCGGGAGUUUCGUACGACGACGUGGAAAUCGCAAAUACCAGUAUAUUUGACCGAGUGGUUGAUACCGUUAAUACUGCCAGAGACAUCGCACAUGUAAUAUGGAACGUGGGGUGGCGGCGAUAG